Molecule: messenger RNA, 1659 nt
Organism: Trichomycterus rosablanca
Lineage: Eukaryota; Metazoa; Chordata; Actinopteri; Siluriformes; Trichomycteridae
Gene: allc
Product: allantoicase
Exons: 11
Coding region: 79-1284 (401 amino acids)
Biological process (GO): allantoin catabolic process
Molecular function (GO): allantoicase activity
Source: RefSeq, a predicted model, not a curated record
UGUAUGAAGAGCAGGUAAGAUUUUUCUCACAGCAAUCCUCCAGGGCUUAUAUUACUUUAAAAGCAUUUCACGUUGAGGAUGGCAAACCGAUUGACUGUGAAAUUGAACUCCAGUCAACCAGAUUUUCUGCAGUUCAACAACCUGGCUUGUGAGACGACAGGAGCAAAGGUUAUUUUUGCAACUGAUGAGUGGUUUGCUCCAGCUAGAAAUCUCUUAAAGAGGGGGUCUCCAGAGUUCCUACCCUCAGCGUUUACAGAGUUUGGAAAAUGGAUGGAUGGUUGGGAAACCAGAAGAAAAAGAAUACCAGGUCACGACUGGUGCAUUGUGCAGUUGGGAGUUCCUGGUGUCAUUCAUGGCUUUGAUGUGGACACGUCGUUCUUCACAGGGAACUACGCCCCUGCCAUUUCCAUUCAGGCUGCCUGUCUCGAUGGACUAUCUUUGCCAUCAUUAGCUCUUGAGGGAGAUCGUACAGGGAUGGCUGCUUCAGAGAGCCAGUUUGAUGCUGUAGCAAAGCUUCACUCAGAAAACUGGAAGGAACUUGUGCCAGUGACCGAACUGAAACCUGGAUACUCAGAUUCAUGCCAUAACUUCUUCAGCAUCACCUUGCCACAGAGGGUUACCCACAUUCGGCUGAACGUGUAUCCUGAUGGAGGUAUUGCAAGACUGCAAGUGUAUGGGGUUGGACAAAGGGACUGGUCCAACUCAGCCAGCCUCAGUGAAGUGGAUCUGGUUGCUCUGGUCAAUGGUGGAGUUUGUGUGGGCUACAGCGACGCACAUUUCGGUCAUCCACGUAACAUGAUCGGUUUGGGAAGGGCUGACAGCAUGGCUGAUGGGUGGGAGACAGCACGACGCCUGGACCGACCCAAAGUGUUAAAAGCAGAUGAGAAGGGCAUCUUGCAGGUGCCUGGAUUUGAAUGGGCCAUCUUCAGACUCGGCCACCCUGGUGUGAUUAGAAAAAUUGAAAUAGACACCAAUCAUUUCAAAGGCAAUUUUCCUGACUGGUGUAGAAUUGAGGCCUGUAGUUUAACCCCAGAGGAGGAAAAGAUCUUUUCAAACCACAGAUGGUUCAGUGAUAAAGCUCCCAAGUGGAGGAUGCUUCUCCCUCCUCAGAAGUUAAAGCCUCACUAUAGACACCUCUAUGCUGGAGACAGUGUUCUGCAGUGUGGGAGUGUAAGUCAUGUUCGGCUCAUCAUUGCUCCUGAUGGAGGAGUCAGCAGGCUCAGACUGUGGGGUCAACCCAUCGCAAACAACUCAACUGAGCCUAAUAUAACCUCAAAACUGUGACCUCAUCACAGUACGGCAUCAGAAUUGUAGAGCUAUAGAAGUGCAACUCUAUUUACAGCAAUUGAUGGCAAGAUGGUUCUAUUAUCUAGUAUUGGAUGAAAUCUAUUGAGUUUGUAAUUUAGUCUUGAAGGCUGAUGAAGCUCUUUGAUCAGAAAAUAUUUGAUUCAGAAGCCUUUAUGCAUAUUAUUAUGCGCUACUAUUAUUCAUGAGCACCCUGACUAAAUGUUUAUGGAUCUAUUGAUUUGAUUAAUAAGAGUUAAAAAGGUUUUUAACAUGUACUGUUCAGCAUUCACAAUAUUCUAUUAAAAUAAUGUCUGUAAACAAUUUCUCUGCUGUAGCUUUAUUAAAGUUUAUAAUAUUUUGAGCAUAUCUGAA